Molecule: messenger RNA, 387 nt
Organism: Paramecium pentaurelia
Lineage: Eukaryota; Ciliophora; Oligohymenophorea; Peniculida; Parameciidae
Source: the annotation of a GenBank genome assembly
AAUGUAAAAACUUGUUUCUUAUCUAUAUGCGGAUGGUAUUAAUUUUCUUAUAUAUUUAUUAGAUAAAUAUCUAAGUCUUAUUCCUAUGGUUGCUCCUUAUUCAGUUAUAGGAACUUAUAAAUUCAAAAUUAAAAUUGCACCAGGAUCAUUGAAAAAAGGAAAAGGUAAAUUUUCAUCUAAAUUUUUUAAGCUGGAAAGGAAAUUUUAAAUUUCUUCUAGGUCAAUAAAGAUAUCACUAAUCAAGAGAGAUAACUUCUGAAAAUGAUAACAGAUGAAGAAAUUGUUCAAACUAUGCUACCAGGAGUUAAAUUAACAGGAGUUGGAAUGCUUUAAAUGAAAUAAAAAGAGAAAUAAUUAAAGAAAUAAUAACCUAAAAAAAAUAAAUGA